Molecule: messenger RNA, 2199 nt
Organism: Larimichthys crocea (large yellow croaker)
Lineage: Eukaryota; Metazoa; Chordata; Actinopteri; Sciaenidae
Gene: cant1a
Product: calcium activated nucleotidase 1a
Exons: 4
Coding region: 337-1620 (427 amino acids)
Biological process (GO): proteoglycan biosynthetic process
Molecular function (GO): calcium ion binding; UDP phosphatase activity; GDP phosphatase activity
Source: RefSeq, a predicted model, not a curated record
CCAUUAUGUAGGAUUUAAAUUCCUGCACUUGACAGCAGGUGUGUUCUCAACUUCUAUUGAGCCUGCAGGAUAUCUGCAGCUUUUCUCCUUUCAUGUAGGUAGAGUUAUUGUGCGGGUAACAAAUUCCUAAGGUGUGUGCCUGGCUGUACAAAGGCCACCAUGAUGACUGAUAACUCAAUGAAUCGGCCUCCUGCAAGCUUUUUCUUCGGACUGGAUCUGUAGUAAAGUUCACUAGCAUUGUAACUAGUCAUGGUUGCGCUGCAAAUGAUCAGUGAGCGGUAAGAGAGCACAGAGCGAUUGUGGAAGUCUGCUUUAGAGAAUAGUUAGGUAAAUUUCAUGAUGCCGGCUAAGCGUUCAGGAACAAGGAGACGGAGGGGUCACUCCAGUCCUCCGUCCCCCAUGCCUGCUUCCCCAGGCUUCACCCGACUGGAGCAGAAUGAGCCUAUGAACAAUCUGCGUAUCUCUGUAGGAGGUCUCCCUAUGUUGGCUUCCAUGGCCAACAACACUGACCCUCGUUUCCGCCUCAAGUGGAAGCCCAUCGUGGUCGUGGCCAUCUCCCUGGCUUUGCUCCUGCUGCUCUUCAUGCAUUUGAGCUCAGACAUGCGCUCACACUCCUACGGCUCGCACAGCUGGAGAGCCGGUCCCAGUGACACCCAGCAAUCUGAUUUCCGUUACAACAGCACCUACCCUCUCAGCCCGCCGGAGCGUACGGCGCAGGGCACCCGCUACCGCAUUGGGGUCAUCGCUGACCUGGACACAAACUCUCGUAGCGACAAGAAGCUGACAUGGUUCAGCUACAUGCGGCGGGGGUACUUGAUGGUGUCCCAAAGUGGUGACAAGGUGGCGGUUGAAUGGGAUGCGGAGAGGGUUUUGCUGGAGAGCCACCUGUCUGAGAAAGGCAGGGGUAUGGAGCUUUCUGAGCUGGUAGUGUUCAAUGGGAAACUCUACAGCGUUGAUGACAGAACAGGCAUCGUCUACCAUAUUGACGGGGACAAGGCUGUGCCCUGGGUCAUCUUAACUGACGGAGACGGCAACGUUGCCAAAGGGUUCAAAGCUGAGUGGCUUGCAGUAAAGGACAAGCAUCUGUACGUUGGUGGUCUGGGGAAAGAGUGGACCACCACUGAGGGCGUGUUCGUCAACAAUAACCCAGAGUGGGUGAAAGUAGUGGGCUUCAGAGGGGAUGUACAACAUGAAAACUGGGUUCCCAAGUAUACAUCUAUGAAGUCUGCUGCUGGCAUUGAGCCUCCAGGGUAUCUCAUCCAUGAAUCAGCAGUGUGGAGUGACACCCUGCAGCGCUGGUUUUUCCUCCCUCGCCGUGCAAGCAAGGACCGCUAUGAAGAGACGGCGGAUGAACGUCGCGGCACCAACCUCGUCCUUAGCUGCUCGCCAGAUUUCAAAGACAUUAUUGUAAGCCGAGUGGGUCCUCUUAAUCCCACUCACGGUUUCUCCUCUUUCAAAUUCAUCCCCAACACAGACGACCAGAUCAUUCUGGCUCUCAAGUCGGAGGAAGACGCCGGAAAGAUUGCUACUUACAUCAUGGCCUUCACGCUUGACGGACGCAUCCUUUUACCUGAAACCAAGAUUGGGGAUGUGAAAUACGAGGGCUUGGAGUUCAUAUAGACUGAGAGACUCGCUCUUGAGGCCACUGCACUGUUGUUCUAUUUUGUUUACAAUCUUGUCACUGUUUAAAAUAAGUGUACUCGUUGUUUCCUCAUUGAGUUUGUCAAAGACACAACUCCAACCCUUAAAGGAACAUAUUCAGUAUAAAUAGAACAACUAUGGCCUGAGACUGUAAAAUAUGGUCCUGUUUUGGGUUUUGAGAAAGUGCCAGUCAGAAUAGAUAAUGCCAGCAUGUCUUGUGGUGCAUCAUCUCCUUCCAAGGCUAAAUGUGGCCCUCAACAGCACUGUAGCCUUUCUUAUAAUGAAUGUACAAAUUUCAUUUACCAAACUGUGAUAUAUUUUUUUCCUAAGACAUACAUUUUCAUGCACAUACUGUACACUCUCAAAAGGUCAAAAGGUUUAUUCCCCUUUUGCUCCAUGUUGAACAGCAUCAUUCUGUUCACACCAAGCAUUUUCAUUUCAGUGGCAAAACUGUAUUCUUCAUAACUCAACAUUAUUUGAAGGACAUUUCGUUGAAAAAUGAAAUACAUUGUAUGUAAUGUUUUUUGGUGGGACAACCGAGUAAAACCUUGAUUCUUA